CCAUCGUGACUGGAGCACCCAGAGGAACAUUCACUUCACUGACUGCGAGAGGACGAUUCACCGUUCAGUUCCAUGUUCCAUAUGCAGCGCAUCUUCACGUUGGGGCUUUGUUCGUGGCUGGCGUGCAGUGUACUCGGCGCCGUCGGCCUUCCUCACGACCACCUUGCUCACCUCAGUACGACGUCGGACGGACUCAUUACUUGUCUCUCCGAGCACGGAUCCGACGGUUUACAGAAGGCGAUCCAGCUUGCACCAUGUACCCUGCUCUACACCUUCGCGUCGUGGAGCGCCCAUGCCCGGCACUUCAUACAUGAACGAGAAAAGCUCCAGAAAGUCGCUCGCCAGUACAUGCAAGCUAUCGAGUCGAAGCGCCUUGCCAUUGUUGCAGCAUCAAUAGAAGCACCUCCGGCGGAAGGGAACGAGCAGUGGCAGUAUAUCGUGGAUGGAAGUUACUGGGGUUCGCUGGCCAUGUUUUCCGACUCUUUACCCGAGAGCAAGGCCGCUGUUGACCCAGCCGGCGGGAAUAUCACACUGGUCAUCGAUACUUGUCUAGCCAGGUCAGAUCAUUCUGCACCGGCUACUGAGUCGACGACACCCAAAGACGAGUUGUAACGAGCAGAACGCCGACGCCGUCAGAUGCUCGAAUAUACGUGGUAGGCGGUGGCAUUGGCAGGACGUUCAGACGUCCUUAUCCUGAAGUUGCCUGGCAGUUGCCACACCAUUCCUUUUGAUACAUGCGAAAGAUAUAAAUCAUAGGACUUUGGUAUCCACAAAGUUUGUGCUCGUUGUUAUCUUCCUAUCAGUACGUUCCGCGGGCCAGCAUCAAGAGUGUAUCCUAAUCGUAA
Molecule: messenger RNA, 845 nt
Organism: Gloeophyllum trabeum ATCC 11539
Lineage: Eukaryota; Fungi; Basidiomycota; Agaricomycetes; Gloeophyllales; Gloeophyllaceae
Exons: 2
Coding region: 73-612 (179 amino acids)
Source: RefSeq, a predicted model, not a curated record